CCUAGUUACGUAGUUGGUGGAGUUCCGUCCAUAAAUUUGUGCUCACCGAGUAUUUAAAAGAGAGUCUACUCACCUAGUCUUGACGUGACAGCAGGUCAGAAGUGCCGUGAACAAACAGACAACUCAAUUCUUGAAGUAUAUCAGAAUCACAUCCAUUUAAAUACAUCGCUGCAACAGGUAAAGGCUCUCUUCAAAAAGAAAAAAAGACCAUAAUAAGGGAAGGAGAUAUCAUUGUCGUCGUUGUCGUUAUCGUCGCCGGGAACCGUCGCAACAAGGAUGGGAAAAUACGCUGCAGGGGCGAGGCCUCGAUUACUUCUCGGUCUACCGUUUCUAGCCUGCGUGCUGCUCUACGGAACUCUCGCGACUGCAAGGAGAUUGAAGAACUCGAUAUGCUACUUUUCGGACAGGGACGAACUGUUCAUUCACAACCACAGGCCGGUGUUCACUAAUUGCGCGAAAUACGCGCCAUUGGUGGAGGAGGGAGCGCAGAUCGGCACCUAUGUAUUUCAGGUGCACGCCGAGGACCCGGACCCGCCGGAAAAUGGAGGUACCGUCACGUACAAAUUCUUAUCUCCGCCUCCAGAGCGGUUGAAAUUCAAGAUCAAUAAUAUAACCGGCGAGAUCACGACGACCGAGUACAUGGACAGGGAUGAGCCUUUCAGAGAGAGGGAGUUCUAUCUCACGGUACUCGCCACCGACAACGGCAAGCCGGAGCUGCACAACAUAUGCAGAUUUAAGGUUACCAUCACAGACAUCAACGACAAUGAACCCAUCUUCGACAAAGUGACGUACACGGAAUCCGUGCCGCAAGACUUGCCCGUCAAUCACAAAGUCAUGAGAGUCUCCGCCGUCGACCUCGACGCCGGUGAAAAUGCCACUAUACAUUACUCUCUGGGGUCUAAGACAAUAGAUAAUUUGCGCUAUUUCCGGAUCGACCGCUGGAGCGGCGUCAUAUACCUCAAGAGACCUAUAGAUCGCGAUCCAGGUUAUAAAUUCAACCUGAUAGCCAUAGCGACGGACCUCGGCACGCCUACAUUGAUCACCCACGUUGAUCUUGAAAUACGUGUGGUGGAGCCGUACAAGGAGGCCCCAACUUUUCUAUCUUGGCCAACAGCACCGAUUGAGCUCUUUGAGAAUUUUAGCGAUUUUGAUGCCAGCAUCGUUCGUCUUAAAGCGGUUUCUAACGUCAACGACUCGAACAACUCGGAGAAUUCGUAUCUACACUUCGAAUUGGUCACCGGCACUACGGAACAGACUAACAAGGAAAAUACCUUUAGGUUGGAAUCGAAUAAUGACGUGGCGGACAUCAAGCUCUCCGAGCACCUCGAUUUCGAAAGAAAUAGGAUGUACUCGUUGAUAAUACGGGUGCAAAAUAAAAAUGAAUUAGCCGCCGAAAUUGUGGUUAAAAUCGAAGUUCUCGAAGUGAAGGACGACAUCCCACUUUUUAAUAUUGAGAAGAGAAGCAUAAUGGAUAACUAGCCGUAAGGAAUGCCUGUGAUUCGAGUGCAAGCUAUAAAUGCCAACGGGACCAGCGAUAACAAUCAGGGAAUCUUAGAGUGAUACACCAGUGCGCUGUCUAUCAUGCUACGUUACGCUUUCUUUCUCUAUUAAAAUUUAUGAGUAAUAUGUAUCUGAUUUGUAUGAAGCAUUUUCUCUUGAAUGUCGUUAAGGGAAGAAAACUGUCUGUAAGGUA
Messenger RNA from Odontomachus brunneus, 1693 nucleotides. Its product is annotated as DE-cadherin-like. Bases 277 to 1479 code for a protein of 400 amino acids. The transcript has 9 exons. The record is from RefSeq and is a predicted model, not a curated record. Gene Ontology annotation, molecular function: cadherin binding; calcium ion binding. Gene Ontology annotation, cellular component: plasma membrane; catenin complex. NCBI's taxonomy places the organism in Eukaryota, Metazoa, Arthropoda, Insecta, Hymenoptera, Formicidae. Gene Ontology annotation, biological process: homophilic cell-cell adhesion.